Phaeodactylum tricornutum CCAP 1055/1 is the source of this 936-nucleotide messenger RNA. RefSeq lists its product with no specific name. The transcript is spliced from 3 exons. The record is from RefSeq and is a predicted model, not a curated record. Bases 271 to 936 code for a protein of 221 amino acids. NCBI's taxonomy places the organism in Eukaryota, Bacillariophyta, Bacillariophyceae, Surirellales, Neidiaceae.
CGGAAAAUCACACUACUCCAAAACCGCUGGUCUGGACUGGAAAAGGUCGACGGACAAAUGUACCUGACCGCCCUCCUCCACGGCGUCCAAAUUGGACGUUUGGGAAAACGAGCUUUCAGAACCGGUUCUGGCGCGUUACCAGCCAAUUGGACUGAACUACAAAAAUGCCAUACACUUGGAUGACGUGCUACGGGAUAUUUGCUUCUUCUUGCGGGAGCAUCCCUACUCCUUCCCCAUUAUUCUCAAUAUUGAAAAUCAUUGCUCACCACAAUGACACUUAUUCACAAACCCAAAGGGGAGCUUCAUGACUUUGCGCAGCUCCGUAGUCCGGAAGCGGCCCGGGGCAAAAUCAUUGUGCUGGCCAAAACGCCCAAGAAUCUCGUGGACCAGAAGGAGACGGCGAUCUCCAUCUUGACAGCCAAGGCGGGGAUAACGGCAAUUAAAGUCGAACGGCCGCGGCUGCCGAUUGCUCCUUUGAUGAAGGCGCCUACAACGCAGACGACCGCAUCUACCAACCCAAAGAGUCUUAAAGGAGAGGGUAUCAAAAUGCCUAAAAUACUACCCGGGGUUGUGGAGGGCAGAUGCAAUCAGUACGCCCAGACGGCGCAAGAGGCCAUGGAAGUGGGAAACCGCGUCGCCGUCUGUUUCACCCGGUACAACCAAGCCAAGGCCACUGUCUUCGAAGCAAUACGUGCCGGCAAUUGCGUGGGAGUGACCCCCCUCACUCUCAACGCCUUGCCUUGCUUUCUGCACUUCCUUCUUUUUGUCGCCGCAGCCCAAUACCUCAGCCAGCGUUGUACUUCGCGUCAUGACAAAGAAAAAGUUGGCUGCUUGUUUCUUGCAGCAAAUCACUUUUUCGAUCAAGGAUGUGGGGCCAAGGAGGAGGCAGGUAUCAUGGAGGGAACUGCUGAAUUGAAUCUGAUUGGCUAUACAUAG